AUGCCCCUUCUCGGCUUCCUCAAUCCUUUCGACAAUGUUCACGGAUUCGAGCCGGACAAAGACAUCCCGGAUCUGGCGGGAAAGGUCAUCGUCGUAACAGGAGGGAACAGUGGGUGUGGUAAGGAAAUGAUCUUGCAGUUGGCAAAGCAUCAACCGCAGCGGAUAUACUUGGCCGCCCGAUCGCAAGCCAAGUACGACGACGCCAUGAAGGACAUCUCUGCUGCAGCGCCCAGCGCGAAUGUCAGCUUUCUGCAAUUGGAUCUGUCCUCGUUAGCGUCCGUCAAGAGGGCAGCAGAUCAAGUCAUCGUGGAAUCCGACAGGCUCGACAUCCUGGUCAACAACGCCGGCAUCAUGGCCCACCCACACGGCCUCACAGAAGACGGCUACGAAAUCCAGUUUGGGACCAAUCACAUGGGCCACGCUCUGUUGACCCGUCUGCUCCUCCCGCUCAUGCAAAGGACGGCGUCAAAACCAGGAUCGGACGUGCGCAUCAUCAAUCUCUCGUCCAGCGGGCAUUUCAUGGCGUUCGGCGCGGGAAUCUAUUUCGAUCAACUGAAAGAGGCCAAGCCGUCAUUCCAACCCACAAGACUGUAUUCGCAGUCGAAGCUGGCCAACGUCCUGCAUGCGAGAGAGCUCGCAAGACGGCACCCCGAGAUCCUCUCGGUCUCAAUCCACCCAGGCCGCGUCGAGACGAACCUGGCCAACGUCAUAUUUGACGAGAACGGCUUCAACGGCCGCUUCAUGAAACUCUUCGACCACUUGGCCGGUCCAUUGACCGUGCAGCAGGGGACGUUGACACAGCUCUGGGCUGCCACCUGGAAGAGGCAGGAGGUCAAGAACGGCGCGUAUUAUAAUCCGGUUGGCAAGGAGAACCGCGGGUCCAAGCAGAGUCGGGACACAGAAUUGGCCAAGAAACUGUGGGAGUGGACAGAGUCUGAGUUGGAUGCGAAGGGGUAUUGA
This is a messenger RNA of Cladophialophora immunda, 960 nucleotides long. RefSeq lists its product as uncharacterized. The record is from RefSeq and is a predicted model, not a curated record. Lineage: Eukaryota; Fungi; Ascomycota; Eurotiomycetes; Chaetothyriales; Herpotrichiellaceae. The transcript has a single exon. The coding region runs from base 1 to 960 and encodes 319 amino acids.